UACCGGCGCACUGGAUGUUGAUAAGCGACCUUGUGCGAACCGUGGUUUAUAAAACGAACCUAUUUAUUUUGAUAUUAUGGAGACAAUAAUUGUCUAAAUACCAAUUUUAAGCGUAGUUCAUUCACAACGCCAUUGUCCAAAUAUGCUUUCUCUAAUGAAAUCUGCUCUUAUUGGACUGACCAACACGGGUACUUCAACUGCCGUUGGUUUCCAAGGUCUUGUCCGAAACCGCUUGAAGAUCUUGUCUGCAGGGAUGAAUACAUAUGACGUUCCUCCAGAUUACAGCGAUGUGGUGCUACCUGAACGGCCCAAGCUGAAGUUCAUGAACAAGGUGCCGAACUUUAAGAAGGCAAAGAAGGAGAUGAAGAAGCUGAGAGACAUUCAGGGCCCAGCCCUUACAGCCAAUACUUUCACCAGAGGACAGUAUGGCAUUGUGGCGUUGGGUGGGGGUUAUCUCCACUUUGGACACAUGGAGAUGAUGCGACUGACCAUCAACAGAAAAAUGAAUCCACGUACCACCUUUGCCUGUUGGCGCAUCAAUGCCCCCUACAAGCCAGUCACCAGGAAGGGUCUGGGGCAGAGGAUGGGUGGAGGGAAAGGGGCCAUAGACCACUACGUCACGCCUGUGAAGUGCGGACGGAUAAUAGUGGAGGUGGGGGGUCGGCUGGAGUUGGCGGAGGUGGAACCUGUCCUGAAAGAGGUUGCCAAGAAACUGCCCUUCCCUGCCAAGGUGGUGAGCAGAGAGAGCCUGGCCACCAUGCAGCAGGAGCAGAAGGACAAGGAGCAGAACAACCAGAACCCUUGGACUUUCCAGAGGAUUGCCCGUGGCAACAUGCUGGGUAUUAGGAAGGUCCUCAGCCCAUUCGACCUCCACAACCAUGGGAAAUACACUGGCAAGUUCUACGACUCCAGAAGGGUGUGAGCCAGGAGCCCUCACCAAGGCUUAAUGGACCGGAUGGAUGCUCAGAUGAGAUUCCACAUAAAUGUAUCUGAAAACACAUCUGAGAGAAAUCCUUGAGCCUAGACACUGUCCUGUUUGGGUCCUCUAAUGCGUUAUACGGCUUUCUGUGGGAUUACUGCUCAUGGACAUUCACGGUUCAAGGAAAAUUGAUGGAAAGGCAGCAACAUGUUUUAUCCUACAUGGUAUAAAUGUGGGUCUCUUCUGUUGGAAUGUGUCGAGACACUUUGUCCCAGUUGGUGUUAAAUCAGCAAAAUAAAUAUGGCUGUUCUAAUCAA
Esox lucius (northern pike) is the source of this 1236-nucleotide messenger RNA. RefSeq names its product mitochondrial ribosomal protein L16 (gene mrpl16). The transcript is spliced from 6 exons. NCBI's taxonomy places the organism in Eukaryota, Metazoa, Chordata, Actinopteri, Esociformes, Esocidae. The record is from RefSeq and is a predicted model, not a curated record. Gene Ontology annotation, cellular component: ribosome; mitochondrial large ribosomal subunit. Gene Ontology annotation, molecular function: rRNA binding; structural constituent of ribosome. Bases 143 to 922 code for a protein of 259 amino acids. Gene Ontology annotation, biological process: mitochondrial translation.